AAUCCCUUCAAAACCUCUUUCCUUCUCUUCUCAUCACCUCCUCCUAAAAAUUGGUCAAAUCUCAUACCUCUUUUUUCAUUUGCAUAUUCUUUCUUAUCAUAAAUCUUUUCUUGUCUAAAGAUCAAAUUAGUGUUUAUCUCUCUGCCCAUAGUCUUUGACACCCUUGUCCAACUUCUAGAACAACAAUUUUCUUCUUCAUAUAAUCAUCUCAUACACACAAUCUCCUCAACCAUCCAUUACAAUAAACCCAUAUAAACUUCCUUAAUUAGAAACCCUCUAAACUCAUUAUUAAACUUUGAUUUAUUGCUCUUAUAACCUUCACAGAGAAAUCUUGUUUUCUUUGUUAAUAUAGUUAUUAUGAAUGAUUGAAAAACAACACAAAUGUCUCCAGUAAUCUGUGAGAUCUCUGGUUUUAUGAUAAACUCCACUCUCAGACGCAGGACACAUUUAGUUCAAUCUUUCUCUGUUGUUUUCCUCUAUUGGUUCUAUAUUUUCUCAUGAACUAACCCUAUUUUUUCCAAUUUUCUUUCCAAUACAAAUCUAGUUUCAUUCUAUCUAUCUAAUCAAUUUAACUAUCUAAUUAAAUACUAAUUACCACUAUCUAAAUCGCCACAUCAAAGUUUUUGAGUCUUAAGCGAACAGUCGCAUCUGCAAUUGAGGCUGCAUCAAUCAAAUCAAAGAUCGCAACUCGCGACCGCGAUUUAAAACCUAACUACCUAUGGCUUCUCCUGGUGGAGCAUAUUCAUCUGGAACAAGCUCUCUUCAAAACUCUGGAUCUGGAUCAGAGGGAGAUAUUCAACAACAACAGGUGCAUGUUAUGGAUCAAAAGAAAAGGAAGAGAAUGCAAUCGAAUAGGGAAUCGGCACGAAGAUCAAGAAUGAAGAAACAACAACACAUGGAAGAUCUUAACAACCAAAUUGAAUAUCUAAAAAAAGAGAACAAUCAAAUAAGCAGAAACGUAGGGGUAACUACUCAGAUGUACCUGAACGUGGAAGGUGAGAAUGCGAUUCUUAGGGUUCAGAUGGCUGAACUUAGCAACAGGUUGCAAUCGCUGAAUGAUAUCAUAAAUUACAUUGAAUCAAGCAAUUCAUUGUUUCAGGAGACUGAUCAAUUGUUUAAUGAUUGUGGAUUCUUCGAUACAUGGAACUCUUUUCCUGUUAAUCAACCAAUCAUGGCUUCUGCUGACAUGUUGAUGUACUGAUUGAUUGAUUGAUGAAUUUUGGCUUGAAUUUUAGGGAAUGGCUUUUGGUUGCUUCUUGGUGUUAGUUGACUGUGUAACAACCCCUGUUUGGCUUGUGUCUAGUAUUUCUUUAUUUUCUUUUAUUUUAAUAUGUUAUAUUAUGAGUGAAAAAAUAUGUUAUAUUAUAAGUUUAUAUCAGAUGUAUUAAGGGGUUGUCUAAGAAAAAUAUCAGAUGUAUUAAGUUCUGUGUCUAUGUAUGUUUUGGAAGGGGAUUAUUUUUUUUUUGGAUGAUUAUGGCUUUAUGCAAUUGGAAAGUCUCUCACCAUUACAUUAUUACCAA
This is a messenger RNA of Cicer arietinum (chickpea), 1520 nucleotides long. Its product is annotated as bZIP transcription factor 44-like. Gene Ontology annotation, cellular component: nucleus. Lineage: Eukaryota; Viridiplantae; Streptophyta; Magnoliopsida; Fabales; Fabaceae. The record is from RefSeq and is a predicted model, not a curated record. Gene Ontology annotation, molecular function: DNA-binding transcription factor activity; transcription cis-regulatory region binding. Gene Ontology annotation, biological process: positive regulation of DNA-templated transcription.